Molecule: messenger RNA, 1238 nt
Organism: Dioscorea cayenensis subsp. rotundata (Guinea yam)
Lineage: Eukaryota; Viridiplantae; Streptophyta; Magnoliopsida; Dioscoreales; Dioscoreaceae
Product: pre-rRNA-processing protein ESF2
Exons: 8
Coding region: 123-893 (256 amino acids)
Biological process (GO): endonucleolytic cleavage in 5'-ETS of tricistronic rRNA transcript (SSU-rRNA, 5.8S rRNA, LSU-rRNA); endonucleolytic cleavage in ITS1 to separate SSU-rRNA from 5.8S rRNA and LSU-rRNA from tricistronic rRNA transcript (SSU-rRNA, 5.8S rRNA, LSU-rRNA); endonucleolytic cleavage to generate mature 5'-end of SSU-rRNA from (SSU-rRNA, 5.8S rRNA, LSU-rRNA)
Cellular component (GO): nucleolus
Molecular function (GO): RNA binding
Source: RefSeq, a predicted model, not a curated record
CCCAAAUCCCAAUCUCUGUCUCCUCCUUUGAACCGGCGCUCGUCUCUCUACUUCGCGUUCGCCGGCGCCGCCACCACCGCCGUCGUCGAGUACUUGGUCUCCGUCACCCCCCGGGCCUCAGCAUGGCUGCAGUGGUGAAAGCACAUAAGGAAUCCAGUUAUCCUCUUGUGGAUGAAGAUGGCAUGUUGGAUUCUCCUGAAAGUGUGCAUAGUGAUGACGAUACAAUAUUAACAACGAAAAAGAAGCCUCAUCGAAAAUAUCAGAAUGUUACAAAGAAGUGUGGGGUUUGCUAUUUGAGUCGUGUUCCUCCUCACAUGGACCCUACAAAACUCCGUCAAAUCCUUUCUCAAUAUGGAGAUAUACAACGGAUAUAUUUAGUUCCAGAAGAUCCUACGGCUCAAAUGCAUCGUAAACGAGCUGGUGGAUUUAGAGGGAAACAGUUCAAUGAAGGGUGGGUUGAGUUUACAGAAAAGAGGGCUGCGAAGAAGAUUGCAAAUAUGCUAAAUGGAGAACAAAUAGGUGGGAAGAAGAGGUCAUCCUUUUAUUAUGACAUCUGGAACAUUAGGUAUUUGAGCAAAUUUACUUGGGAUGAUCUGACAAAUGAAACAGCUGAAAAGAACCAUAUACGAGAGCAGAAACGAGCUUUGGAGGCAUCUGGUGCAAAAAGGGAGCGCGAUUUUUACUUGUCAAAAGUUGAGCAAUCACGUGCAUUAAGUUCUAUUGAAGAGCGCAUAAAUAAGAAACGGAAGACUGGAGAAACAGAGUUGAGCAAAAAGGAACCUAAGGUUAUUCGCCAUUUUCGACAGAAUCAGCCAAUUACUGCAGAUACUGCACAGAAGAAACAAAAAUUAUCCAAAGACAUUUUGGCAGGGCUUUUGGGUGUCGGUUCUUGAUUUACUACAAAUUACUUGCCAAGUAACAAGAAUUAAAAAAAAAAAAAAAAAAAAAAAAAAAAAUCAAAUCUAUGGCAAUUUCUGACUACUUUGAGAAGCUAUCACCAAAUUAUCUCUAAGGUAUGUAUCAAUCAAAGAUGAUUUUUUGCCACAUUUUUCUCUUUUAUUUUAGUGUGACAAAUUAACAUAAAGAAAAUUUCUGCUGCUAGCGUGUUACUGGAAAUGCAGUUGUUUUUGUAAUUGUUACAAUUUUGCUCUAAUGGUUACUUCUAUGAGAGAUCAGAAUGACAUCAUUUUAAUAUGUUUGUCCUCAAAUGCAAAACUUAGAGAUGGCUCACCUCUUCA